AUGGAUGGUCUGAAUCAAAAGGCUCUUGAAGAUAAAUGGUUUAGCAGUGUGUUAAGCAAAAAAAGAUCAGCAGAAGCAAGACUUCAUCGUAAACGUCAACUUCAAUCCAAGAGAGCAAAGAAAUUGAAUGGACUGCAGAAGGAGAAUGUAGGAAAGACUACCCCAAUUAGUAGUCAUGAUAAUGCUCAUGCAAGAAUUCCAUUUUCUACCAUAUCUCAGAACAUUCCAAGUUCCAGCAAUUCGGUUAUAACAACUUUGCAGAAAACUCAUGCUUCCUCAGUGAUCAGCAGUCUUGCAAAUUCGUUGAAUAAAAAACGUCCAAGAGUGGUUACAUUCAGAAACAUCAAUAUGAGAGGGACGAAUUUAAAGAAUAGAUUUGAUAACGUUGUUGGUGAAUGUGGUUCUACAUCUUCAAAAAACUCUCCAUUACAUACUACUGAAAUCAAUGAACUUUUUGAAGAUGACAACGAAGAGGAUAAUAUUCAUGAUGAUUCGUCAGAGAGUUGGAGUUCAGACGACAGCAUGGUUAUGGACGAAGAUGAAGAAGAUAUGGACAAUCAAGCUGUAAUGGUCAAUGCACUACCAUCAGGAGAUUUUUACGACAUAGGUGAUCCAGUGUUUGAAUGUCCAAAAUGUGGUGCAAACAUGUGGUAUUUAGAAAGGAAGACCAAGUGUCGGCAAACAUUAAGUCCUAAGUUCACAAUGUGUUGCGGGGAUGGUAAAGUUCAAAUUCCUCUGUUGAGAGAACCUCCACCGGUGUUACAGAAACUGCUGUUUGACCAAACAAACCCUGAAUCAAAACUAUUUCAACAACAAAUACGUCUUUUCAACAUGAUGUUUGCAUUUACGUCUUCGGGUGCUAAAAUGGACAACCGUUUUAACAAUGGUAGAGGUCCUCCAAAUUACCGAAUUCAAGGACAAUCAUGUCAUCGUAUAGGUAGCAUGUUACCAUUGCCAGGACAAAAUCCCCGAUUUGCACAACUCUAUAUAUAUGAUACUGAACAUGAAAUACAGCAUAGAGUAAACGGAUUCAAGACAAAAGACGGAAUAGAUCUUGACAUAGUGAAAAAACUCUCUUCUAUGUUAUAUCAACACAAUGUUCAUGCCCAGAGUUUUAAGAUGGCAAGGGAUAUACUUUCCGAAGGCAAUGUUUCUGACCUAAAGCUCCGUCUUAUUUCCGAGCGACGCACCGAUGGAAAAAUUUAUAAUCAACCAACUGUUUCUGAAGUUGCUGCUCUAAUUGUUGGUGAUGUUGACACUGCUGAGAAGAGGGACAUAAUAAUGCACAAACAGACUGGACAACUUCAAAGAAUAGAUGAAUAUCAUACAUCAUAUUUGGGAUUUCAAUAUCCAUUGCUUUUCCCUUAUGGCGAAGAUGGUUACAGGCCGAACAUUAGACAUCGUAAUCAAGAUUCCAACAAUAGACGUAACUCAGAAUCAAUGACUGGAGUAGCCGACAACGAGGAUGUUCCGUGGGAGCAAGCAAAUAAAAGAAAUAGACUCACAAUUAGAGAGUGGUUUGCAUUUCGUAUUCAAGCCAGAAAGAAUGAGGCCCAAACGGUUAUCAGAUCAAGAAGGUUAUUUCAACAGUUUUUGGUUGAUGGUUAUACAAUGAUGGAAUCUGAGAGACUUCGAUGGUUAAGAAAAAAUCAAUCUAAACUUCGGGUUGGAAAGUAUAACUAUCUAACAGAUAUCAGAACCAAUGGACAUACCGAUGGUGCAAACACAGGGAAAAGAGUUGUCCUUCCAUCGUCCUAUGUUGGUAGUCGCAGAUACAUGGAUCAACUUUACUUUGAUGGAAUGGCAAUAUGUAGUUAUGUAGGAUUUCCCGAUCUAUUCAUAACGUUUACGUGUAAUCCAAACUGGCCGGAAUUGAAACGUGUACUUGCUUCUAAUAAUUUGACACCAGCAGAUCGGCCGGACCUCAUCACGAGAAUAUUUAAGAUGAAAUUUGAUGAGUUACUGUCAGAUUUGACUAAAAAAAGUUGUAUGGGCAAAGUUCUUGCGUAUAUGUACACAAUUGAGUUUCAGAAAAGAGGCCUUCCCCACGCUCAUAUUUUGAUAUUUCUACAUCCAUCCAGCAAAUAUCCAACACCUGCUGAUAUUGACCGUAUUAUAUCUGCCGAAAUUCUGAACAAGGACACCGACGGAGACUUAUAUAACUUGGUAAAAAGUCACAUGAUUCACGGACCAUGCGGAAACGCAAACCGGUCUUUGCAAUGCAUGAAGGAUGGUAAAUGUUCCAAAUACUUUCCUAAAGACUUUCGGGCUGAGACAGUCGUCGAUCAAGAUGGUUAUUCGGUUUACAGAAGAAGGGACAACGGUCACACUGUCAUUAGGAAUGGUAUAGAGGUUGACAAUAGAUUUGUUGUUCCUUACAAUGCAAAAUUGUUGUUGAAGUUCAGAACUCAUAUUAAUAUGGAAUGGUGCAAUCAAAGCACAUCCAUAAAAUAUUUGUUUAAAUACAUCAACAAAGGCUAUGAUCGAAUAACUGCUGCAAUUGUCAUGAAUGAAAAUGGAUGUCCUAUUGAGCGUCAAGAUGUUGAUGAAAUCAAGCAGUAUAUUGACUGUAGGUAUGUUUCUCCAAGUGAAGCAUCUUGGAGGAUUUAUGGUUUCCCCAUUCAUGGAAGAAAACCAGCUGUGGAAAGAUUACACUUCCAUUGCGAAGGUCAACAUUCAGUCUACUAUACUGACAUCAGCAAUGUUUCCAAUGUCCUUGAGAAACCAAGUGUAACUGAAUCGAUGUUUACGGCAUGGUUUGAAGCUAAUCAGAAAUACACCGAAGCUCAACAGUUAACUUAUAGCAAUUUUGUUUCAAAGUUUGUAUAUGUCAAAAAGAAGAGAGAGUGGAAACCCAGGCAGAAGGGUUACACAAUUGGCAGGUUAAUUUGGGUUCCUCCAACUACAGGAGAAUUGUACUUUCUCAGAAUGAUGCUUACACAUGUGAAGGGCCCUCGAAAUUAUUCAGAUAUGAAAAUAGUUAACAACGUCAAGUACGAUACUUUCCGUGAUGCAUGUUUUGCAAUGGGUUUUAUUGGGGAUGAUCGCGAAUUUAUAGCUGCUAUUUCAGAGGCAUUUCAGUGGGGUUCUGGCCACUAUUUAAGAUUGCUUUUUGUCCACAUGUUGUUGUCAAGUAGCAUUAACAGACCAAGGCAUGUAUGGAGCAAAACAAGGCAUCUUCUAUCUGAUGGAAUUCUUUACUCUCAGCAGACUAUUGCCAACAACAGAGAAAUUUACAAUCUGACAUUGAUUGAGAUAGAAAAGCUACUACAAUGCAACCCUAAGAGCCUAAGCGACUUUCCUGGGAUGCCAAAACCACAAGGAUAUGUUCCCAAAGAAUUUGGCAACAAGCUUAUUUACGAAGAGCGGAACUACAAUCCCGAUGAACAACUUCAAGAAUUUAACAUGCUGUAUCAGAAUCUCACAGAUGAACAAAGGGAUGUAUUUAAGCAAAUCAUGAUGGCCGUGAAUAACCAGAAUGGAGGCGUGUUCUUUCUUUAUGGUUACGGCGGUACAGGCAAAACCUAUAUGUGGAGAACACUAGCUUCUUAUAUAAGAUCAAAGAAACAAAUAUGUCUGACAGUUGCUUCUUCUGGAAUUGCCUCACUAUUACUUCCAGGUGACCGGACGGCGCAUUCUAAAUUCAAAAUUCCGAUUCCCACGCUUGAAUCUUCCACAUGCGACAUAAACAAAGGGAGCGAUAGAGGUGAUCUACUAAAACUAUCAAAGUUGAUAAUCUGGGACGAGGCUCCAAUGUGUCACAAAUUUUGUUUUGAGGCAUUGGAUAAAACUCUGAAGGAUAUCAUGGGUGGAUCCAAAGCAUCAAAUAAAAUAUUUGGAGGUAAGGUAAUAGUCUUCGGCGGUGAUUUCAGGCAAAUUCAUCCAGUUAUUCCAAGAGGCAGCCGCUCAGAUAUAGUUCAUGCUACAAUAAAUUCAUCAUAUAUAUGGGAUCACUGCAAGGUUUUGAAACUCACAAAAAACAUGCGACUACAGCAGUCGGCAAAAUCCACCAGUUCUGCAGAGUUAAUACAUUUCUCAGAUUGGAUUUUAACUGUUGGAGAUGGGAAGAUGUCAGAACCAAACGAUGGUUACGCAGAGAUCGACGUUCCUAAAGAUCUGUUGAUCUCUGAUUUAAAUGAUCCCCUUGAGGCAAUAUUUGAAAACACCUAUCCAAAUUUUGAUGUUAAUUACAAUAAUGUGGAUUUUCUACAGUCAAGGGCAAUAUUAGCUGGAACCAUAGAGACUGUUGAUCAAAUCAAUCAGUAUAUUUUAGAAUUUGUUCCCGAAUUUUUGAAUGCCUUGCAAACUUCCGGUGUCCCCAAUCAUAAAAUCAAAUUGAAUAUUGGUACUCCAAUAAUGCUUCUCAGGAAUAUUGACCAAGCAGAAGGCCUUUGCAAUGGAACACGUCUCAUUGUUACCAAAUUGGCCGAUCAUGUUAUAGAAGCAAAAAUUAUUUCUGGAAAGAACAUUGGUGGUGUCGUAUACAUUGCACGAAUGGACAUAACUCCGACUCAAUCACCAUGGCCCUUCCGAAUGACCAGAAGACAGUUUCCUAUAAUGGUAUGCUACGCUAUGACAAUUAACAAAUCUCAAGGUCAAUCUUUAGAUUUUGUCGGUAUAUAUUUGCCAAGAAGCGUGUUCAGUCAUGGUCAAUUUUAUGUGGCAGUAUCAAGAGUAAAGAGCAAAAAGGGUCUAAAGAUUUUAAUUCACGACAAAGACAAACAACCAUUGUCGGUCACGACGAAUGUCGUUUUCAAAGAAGUCUUUGAAAAUUUAUAG
This is a messenger RNA of Vicia villosa (hairy vetch), 4779 nucleotides long. RefSeq lists its product as uncharacterized. Gene Ontology annotation, biological process: DNA repair; telomere maintenance. Lineage: Eukaryota; Viridiplantae; Streptophyta; Magnoliopsida; Fabales; Fabaceae. The record is from RefSeq and is a predicted model, not a curated record. Gene Ontology annotation, molecular function: DNA helicase activity. The coding region runs from base 1 to 4779 and encodes 1592 amino acids. The transcript has 8 exons.